AUGAAUAACCUGUUCAUACUGAAUGAUGGGAAAACUCCCACUUUCUCGAGAGGAGCGCUCCAGUCCUUCAUAGACAUCAGCCUGACGAACAGACCGGAUCUCGUUGAGCACUGGAGCGUUAAAGAAUUAACGGAAAUGAUUAGUGACCACAAUGCGAUAGAGAUAAGCUUCACCACACAGAAGCUUACAUCAGAAGUACACGAGCUCCCCCAGAGAAGAUGGCGAGCGAAAGACAUGAGCCGACCGGGAUUCACAUCGAAACUCGACGCUGUAUGCCGGGCGGCCUGGGAGGAAAGUACGACCACGGACGCGAAAUUUGUAUCAGAUCUACUCGUCGAUGCCUGCAACGCUUCGAACCCUCAUAUCUCAAACCGGAUCAGAGGAAGGAAAAUGGUGUACUGGUGGACGAAAGACAUAGGCGAAGCCAGGAAGCGAUGUCAUCGCGCAAGACGACUUUACGUCCGCUCGCGGAAAAGAGCGCAACAGAACCCGGACAGAGUCGAAAUUCUCAGGAUAGCCUACAAGGCCGCUCGAGAUAGCUAUCAUAGCGAAAUUCUCAAAAGCAAGCGGCAGAAGUGGGAGGAGCUAUGUGAUUCGGUCAAGAAGGACGUAUGGGGAAUGCCGUACAAGAUGAUACGCGAGAAGCUCAGCAAGAGAAGGCUUAAGAUCCCCAGGGAAAAGAUGGACAGAGCAAUACAGGAAUAUAUUCCCGAAGGGGGAACCCCUAGAAAAAAUCGAAUACCGGAUCGACGCGACUCAAAUCCCGAAAACGUCGGCACAAGAAGUAAGAGCUGCCGCGGAGAGGCUCGCAAAUGGCAAGGCUGUUGA
This is a messenger RNA of Galendromus occidentalis (western predatory mite), 828 nucleotides long. RefSeq lists its product as uncharacterized. Bases 1 to 828 code for a protein of 275 amino acids. The transcript has a single exon. NCBI's taxonomy places the organism in Eukaryota, Metazoa, Arthropoda, Arachnida, Mesostigmata, Phytoseiidae. The record is from RefSeq and is a predicted model, not a curated record.